Messenger RNA from Penicillium verhagenii, 612 nucleotides. RefSeq names its product YwbE family protein. The record is from RefSeq and is a predicted model, not a curated record. The coding region runs from base 1 to 612 and encodes 203 amino acids. The transcript has a single exon. NCBI's taxonomy places the organism in Eukaryota, Fungi, Ascomycota, Eurotiomycetes, Eurotiales, Aspergillaceae.
AUGAAUCGUCAGAACCGAUAUAGUGGGCACAAUGGCAUCCGACCCUCCCACCCUCGUGUCCCUCCUUCAAGAUCUAUAAACCACGGCACACCCGUCAACAUCGUCCUUAAGGCUGACCAGCCCACAGGACGCACAGUUCCAGGCACGGUCGGCGAGUUACUUUCGCACGGUGACCACCCACGAGGCGUCAAGGUGCGUCUCACUGACGGACGUGUCGGAAGGGUACAAAGCUUACGAGGUGUUGAUGAGCUAUCGGAUUCGACACAUGAGGAAGUCAACAGAAUGGCAGAGGGUAUACCGAAAAGAACAGAAGGAUGUGAUAAUACAAUUGGAAGACGUAGUUACUUUGCUACAAGUGACAUGCGUCUUGGCCGCGGGGAAGAGCCCACAUCGGAGCCUAUUGGGCUAGAUAUGUACAUACGCCCUCCUAAGGGAAAGAAGCAGGUUAAAAAGACACAGCUGAAUUUGGAAGAGAGGGAUGGUGGUCUAUUAGACACAGCUAGCGCUCCUCGGACAGCAGCAGCAAGUAUUUUAUGUCCUGUUUGUGGUAUAUUCGAAGGAGAUGAAGCCGCUGUGUCGUAUCAUGUUACUAGACAUUUUGAAGAGGGAUGA